AUGCCAGUCCGAAAGCCUGAUUUGCAUCCGCUGAAGACGCCGAAGACCUUCGUCUUCCCUUCAGAGAUACAGAAGGAUUCCAAGACCCUCACCGUUGAUAACAUCAAGCGCGAAGAUGGAAGCGCAACGCCUAUUACCCCUCCAUUGGCAUAUACCGAUUUCCUUAAUGCCUUAACUCCUGUAUUCACAACUCCUGUCAGCGCUGGUGGUUUUCCAAAAUUUCCAACCGAAAAAAGUGACCCGUCGCCAAUCUCGCAGCCGUCUACUGCAACAAGUCCCGCACUCUCUGGGGUUUCUGACAAGUCGCCUGUCACACCAGCCGUCACCCUCCCACCACCCUCCCCUUGCACUGUAAAAUCUGCCAAGGCCCCGCCUGCGCUACGACGACUACGCAUUCCCCAGUCACUCAGGUCAUUUUCAAAAGACUCCCCGCGAACUGCCACCCCGUGUAGUGCAAGUCCGUACAGCGCGGGACCCUAUAGUGCGACCCAAUGGAGCGCACUUCCUCGCAGUGCGGCCAGUCUUCGAUCGCCAUUUUCCCCGUCAGAUUGGAAGCUUCGAUAUCUCGAGGCACCGAGAAGCGCAACGACAAAGCCAGUCAGCGUCAGACAAGUCGUGACCCGCACGAUUACAUACAAGCGUACCCCGCUUGAUCCCCCGCCAAAGGGGAAGAGACGCAAGACUCAAGAAUGUCGAGACGUUUGA
Messenger RNA from Penicillium mononematosum, 705 nucleotides. RefSeq lists its product as uncharacterized. Bases 1 to 705 code for a protein of 234 amino acids. The record is from RefSeq and is a predicted model, not a curated record. Lineage: Eukaryota; Fungi; Ascomycota; Eurotiomycetes; Eurotiales; Aspergillaceae. The transcript has a single exon.